AUCUGGUGUGUAGGGUUAACACAAAAAGGGGGUGCGGUUUCAUCCAGAACUCCCCUUAUAGCGUCCAGAGAAACCAAAAUACAUCCAGUGCAAUCGAAGUGCUGUUGCAUCUCAGACACAGAAGAGGAUAUUUAAUUCAGAAAUCAAGCCUGUGCGCACGCGCGCGUGUAUAUGUGUGUGUGUGUGUGUGAGUGUGUGAGAGGGAAAGGGCGUUGAGAAGAUUGGUGCUGAUUACAGGUACAGCAAGCUAAUGGAGAGAUUUUAAUGGCGAGAAUAAAACGGAUGAGGAUGUAACAGGUAACAAGGAGAAAGAAACAGGCGUCUGAUGGAGUGUUUAAUCAGAGUCUGAUGCUGGAGGGGAAAUCAGCUGAGUGUUUAAUCAGAGUCUGAUGCUGGAGGGGAAAUCAGCUGAGUGUUUAAUCAGAGUCUGAUGCUGGAGGGGAAAUCAGCUGAGUGUUUAAUCAGGCAUUUCACCUGGACAGGAGAAGACAUCACCUGCAGCUUGGGGCUUCUGUAAGCAGCUUUAGUGCAGGAAGUGAAAAUCCGGUUUAACACGUUUGAAGCCAGACUGUCUGCCAGAUGAACUCAGAAAGGAUGCAAGGGUGACCCAGAGGAUUUUCUUCCACUUGUUAUUGACAAGCUUGAAAUGACACCUCCUAAUAAGGAUUUCAAAAAUCAAGAGAAGCGCACUGCUCUGCUGAGGCAGUCCAAUUAGGAUUUGUCAAGCAAUGCUGCUUCUGAAAAACGUACAGCUCAACUCAAGUAAUUAAUGGAUGUCAAUCAGCCUCAGAACUCGGAAUGACUUUGCCGGAUAUAGUGGCAGCAAAGGAUGACCAUUGCUAAAUUCUGACAGAUCACUUUUUUUUUUUUUUUAAACUUUUGUUCUUUCACUGUGCACUUAGAAAGAUGAAUAACAUGUUCACCAUAAAAGCAGAUGUCAUAUUUCACGCUGCGGAUCACGAGGACUCGGAGCAGUCCAUCAUUACCAAAGGGGCUGACAAGGUUAUUCCAAGAGAAGUUAGUGCUUGUGUUUCCGAGACAGGAAUACUGCAAAGAUCCUGGGAUAAUGUGGAAUCUGGGAGUGUAGCGGAGACUGGAAAUCUGGGAAAGCGCUGCGUAGGGGCGGGAGACUAUCUGCAAGAUGGAAACUCCAGUGACAGUGGGUUUCAGGAUCACAUUCAACCAGUGGACGGAAGUGUUAAGAAGCAGAGCGAGUCCUUGAGCAAAAAUGGAGUAAAAGAGGAGGCGAACGGAGCCACAGCUGAGAGGCCUUUACUUAGCCUGAGGUCAGAAACCAGAGGGGAAAUGGCUAAAUCUUAUGUUUACGACACAGAAGUCGUAAGGAGUCCAAGCGUCAUCAGUAAUGUGUCGUCUCUUUCACAGGACUCUUUUUCUGACUCAAAGGAAAGCAGACCAUUGGAACAAGCACUGGGCAAUUUAUGUUCAUUACAAGGAGCUACACAUUUUACACAUGAGUCAGUACCUGACGUAAAGCACAGCGGUAAUGGGGUAAGAAAUUCCGUCUCUGUUCGAGAGAACCCUGAUUUAGUCAUUGAAGUAGGCAGACAGAAGGUCCAAGUACAUAAAUCUGUGCUAGCUGAAAAAAGUGACUAUUUUAAAGCGAGGCUUUCUCGAGACAUUCUGAAAGUGAAAGGUGUGAGCUACAAGACAUUGUCGGUCUUGAUAGAUUAUGUUUACACCUCCAACAUGAAUGUGAACAAGGAUAAUGUUGUGGAUGUUGUGACCGGUGCGAAAAUCUUACAGAUCCCCUGCGCAGUGCAGGCCGCAAUUGACGCCAUGUCUGCCCAGCUGACACCACAGAACUGCUACGAGAUUCUAACCAUCGCUAAAAAGCAGCGACUAAGCGAGCUGAAGGAGACGGCAUACCGUUUCAUAAGUGACAACUUCCUGCAGGUACUGAGAGAUCCGGCCGUUUACGGGCGUCUCACGGGCUCUGAGCGGGACCUGGUUUUGAGAAAUCGUAUGGAGGGACGCAAGUGCCUGAUGGUGGCUGAGAUCAAUGACGUGUUUGAGCGAGUGGGCAGCAGACCCCCUAGCAGGGGCAACAGCAGGCCACAGAGUCCUCUCUCCGCUGCCUCGUUUGAAGACAACCACAUGAUCUACUACUACAACGAGAACACCAAGGAUUGGCACACUUUGACCAUAAUGCCCGAGGAUAUUAAUACAAAGGGCUGUGGCAUCUGUUGCAUGUAUAACUACCUGUUCGUCGCAGGUGGCAUCCGAGGAUAUGGGGAGAAAGGAAAGGCAUCAGACAAAGUGUUCUGCUACAAUCCCAUAACAGACCGCUGGAGCGAGAUACGGCCCAUGAACCAAGCAAGGUCACAACUCAAAUUAGUGUCCAUGGAUGGCUUUUUGUAUGCCAUUGGUGGGGAAUGUCUCUUCACAGUGGAGAAGUAUGACCCUCGUAUGGACCGUUGGACCACUGUGGCUCCGCUACCCAAAGGAGCAUUUGCAGUUGCCCAUGAGGCUACCACAUGCAACGGCGAGCUGUAUGUAUCGGGAGGAACUCUAUUCUACCGCCUCUUGAAGUACGACCCCAAGAGGGAUGAGUGGCAAGAAUGUCCAUACAACAACAGCAGGAAGAAAUCCACCGACAUGGUUGCGCUGAAGAGCUUCAUCUACAGGUUUGAUGUCAACCGAGAACAAGGCAUCAAUGUAUUUAAAUACAACACCAUAGUCAAGAUGUGGCAUGACUGUGCUUCCUAUCAGCAAGGGAGCCCACUGCCGUUCAGGUGUGCUGUGAUUGGAAAUUGCAUCUACUGCGUGAACAAGACCCAGACUCUGCAGUUUAUCGUGGAGGAAGAAGGUGCUCGGUUUGCAGAAGAACCUCUAAAAGCUCCCAUGGAGGCUAAAGGAGUGUUAUUCCCAUUCAUUCUGACCUUGCCAGACAGGAGUGAUCGAAAUGUGUGAGUAGGGGCUCUUCGGGGAGAAAAACUUGAGUAGAAAUGUGUAAGAAGCAUGGUCAGUGAUUAUGGAAAAAAAGAAAGCUUUAUUUCUUGCCCAGUUAAACUGCUCAAACCUGGAAUGUUUGUUUGCAUGGUGGAUGGAUAUCCAUGGGACACUUUAAAAGGACAGCUCUUUUGUUUUAAUAUUGUGGCACAGUGGCAUUACUUAUAUAUGUGUAUAUAUAUAUAUAUAUAUAACCUGAAUGCAUUUUACCAUUUGUUUUGUGCACUUUUGUACUUGGAUGGUUGGACAGAAAUUAUCUGGCAGCAAAAAAAAAAAAUCAGAUUUAACCAAUGUUAUAAAAUUUACACAAAAAGCACAACAAAAAUAUAACUGCAAAUAAAAUAAAGCAGUCUAAGUAUAAUUAAGUGUAUUAAAGUGGAGCUAGAUAUAAUUUAAUGAUAGCAAAGAAGUGACUAUAGCACAGAAAACUAAAAUAUUUAGGUAACAUGAACAUUUGAGCACAUGCCUUUGACUUGAAAACGAAGCCAUUGAACGAGGAAAGGUUACACUACCGUAACUUGGCUGUACGCUGUUUAAGAGCACAAAGCACUUGACUGUUCUCUUACUUUGGCAGCACUCAGUAAGGAUACAGAAAUAACACUUGAGGAAAGUCUGAAUGUAUGCAUCGAAAACUUUUUAAUUAGCUUGUAAUUCGAUACUAACAAGGGCUUGACAAACAGCAGGUGACCUGUGAUCUGAAUUGAAGAAAAACCCAUAUCAAUAAUAUAUUCUAUAUAUUGGGGGGCUGUUCAUGUGUCCUUUAGUUCAGUGGUUAUCAAAGUGGGGUCUUUGGACCCCCCAGGAAUCCAUGAAGCAUAGCCUAGGGGUCUUUUUUUUAUUGUAUUACAGUGGUGGAAAUGACAAUCCACCAUUAUCAGUGCUAUUAUAUUUAUUACUGAGUUCUCAAUGUUGUUAGCUGGUUUGACUGAUCACUCGAUUCGAACGGGUUUUAUUCAAAACCUCAAUAUCUCAGACAUUUCAGCUUAGAAAUAAUGUCUACUGGAUAUCUAUCAAAUUGUUCAAAGAUCAGGAAUAAAAAGCUCUAUGGCUCAAAAUAAAUUCCACAAUAUUACUGUACACAUUUAAAUAAUGUGUAAUAUUUGAACAGUUGGUUAUAAAAUAAAUGUGUGCUGAGGAGAUCUAUGAAAUUUAUGUUACAGUUAAUGUUGUCCCUGGGUGCAAAAAGGUUGAGAAAACCCCUGCCUUAGUUAAAAAAAUAGCAAAAAAAACACCCCUUGUGGUAAAUAAAAUACCAAAGACAAGCAGGCUGAUUAUCUCGGGUUGAAUCGGAAGCACAAUUUUCUGAGCUUUGCUGAUUUGAUCUCACUUUUUGAGAGAAAUAUGACACUUGUGAAAAAGAGUCACAUUAACAACACAGCACUUGAUAAGUGGUAAGCACAUAGAAUUCUUUUAUCAUGCUAAAUGAUUCGAUUACAGAGUAAUUCCUUCUUCAGUGCCACCUGUCAUUACUGGAUUCAUACAAGCAACAAUAUUUUGCACUUAUGGAUGACUUUUUCCAGUUUGCAAUAAGAUGCUAGAGUUAAUGAUGUGUAUGCAUGUGUGUGUGUGUGUGUGUGUGCUGCUAUCAUGGAAGUAAAAGCAAACUAAUCUCAAUCCCAAUCUGCUGCUGCAUUUUUGUGAAAUUUACAAAAUACUGGAACAUUAUUUGUAGUGUAAUUCUAAGUAAUUCCAAUAAUUUAAUAACUAAAUUUGAAGCUACAUCUGUCCAGUCAUAAUACUGCAUUAUUUUUCAUAUGUUGUGACCAGUUCAAGUUGAAAUAGAGCCUUAUAACUCUCACUAUAAAUGUCACUAUGCUCUUUCUCGAUGUGUGAUUAUGAUUAUUAUAAAUAAAAAAGUAUUGUGCAAA
This is a messenger RNA of Pangasianodon hypophthalmus (striped catfish), 4838 nucleotides long. Its product is annotated as kelch repeat and BTB domain-containing protein 11. Gene Ontology annotation, molecular function: protein binding. The coding region runs from base 907 to 2931 and encodes 674 amino acids. The transcript is spliced from 2 exons. The record is from RefSeq and is a predicted model, not a curated record. Lineage: Eukaryota; Metazoa; Chordata; Actinopteri; Siluriformes; Pangasiidae.